This is a messenger RNA of Monoraphidium neglectum, 239 nucleotides long. RefSeq lists its product as hypothetical. The transcript has a single exon. The annotation marks the transcript as partial. NCBI's taxonomy places the organism in Eukaryota, Viridiplantae, Chlorophyta, Chlorophyceae, Sphaeropleales, Selenastraceae. The record is from RefSeq and is a predicted model, not a curated record.
AUGUCGAGCGGGGACUUUGCAUCGGGCGCUUAUCAGCGCCUGCAGGAUGUAGACGAUCUAGAAUAUGGUCCAGGCGCCACAGCCAGCGAGCGGCAGGCGGGCGUUGCGUCGACGAGCGCUCCAGCACCGCCCGGCAGCGACGGGAGCGGGCCAGCCGGCGGGUUCCACCUCCACGCGAGCUCCAGGGCCGGUACCUCUGCAGCGGGAAAGGGCAAGGACCGCAAGAAAAAGAUCAGCAG